UGUGUUGGACAGGCACACAUCCACUAAACGCCAUUAACGGACCCUUAGAGACCCUCACAGCUGACUUAUCGCACUCCAGUUAAUCCUUCUGGACCUUCUGUUCUCUACCACAACAUGAUGUUUCUGACUGCUGGUUUCUGUCUUCUGGCCAUGGUGGCCUCCUCCAUGGCACAGGAAUCAAGCAACACUACGGUGGCAUUAAACAGCACAACAGUAGGACCGACUACUGGCAACGUAACCGCUGUGCUGCCUGUAACGAACGCCACUGUAUCUGCAAACAGCACCACGGUUGCUGCUAACGCCACCACGGUACCAUCCAACAUCACCACUGUACCAUCCAACGUUACAACAGUUCCAUCUAACACCACUACAGUGCCAUCCAACGCCACCACGAUUCCAUCUAAUGCCACCACGGUGCCAUCCAACAUCACCACCACGGUCGGACCCAACGUCACCACUGUGAUUACCGCCACAACGCCUUCCGGCAGUCCUGACCUUCAGUCUACCCUACUACCGAUCCUUCUCCCCGCCCUGUAUCUGCUGUGGAACCGAUCAUAACCUGGUUCAGGUGAUGAACCAACCACAGACUCUACAUCACCGUGAAGAUCUCACCCUCUUUACCGCCAUUUAUAGACUUCUUACUGGUCUCGGACCUGUGAUUGUCCGGCCCGGUGCUCAGGAGCAUUGAAUUAUACGUAACUGGGCCACGAAGCUCACUCUGCGAACGCAGUUUUUUUUUAAAUUAUUAUUACUUAAGAUGAUGAAGUUUUUGGUCGGCAAGAUCAAGACUAAAUUGCACAAAACAGAUUUGUUCCCCUUUAAUUUGUAGCACUGAUUAAAAAUAUAUAUUUAUACGUUUGUCUUUGUUAAAGACGUAUCCGUGGAUGUCACCUUCAUUUUUGUAUAUGUUGUUUAAUAUGUAGUAAUAAAAAAUAAAUAAAUAAAUUAACUACAAAAAAAUAUUUUAUGAACUUU
Molecule: messenger RNA, 975 nt
Organism: Astyanax mexicanus (Mexican tetra)
Lineage: Eukaryota; Metazoa; Chordata; Actinopteri; Characiformes; Acestrorhamphidae
Product: membrane-spanning 4-domains subfamily A member 18
Exons: 2
Coding region: 115-558 (147 amino acids)
Source: RefSeq, a predicted model, not a curated record